UGUUAUUGUCAUCAUCCCCUUGUUUGAAACCAGCCCACGAACAACCAGACUCCUGCGAAUCUAUAUCACAGGCAAGAUUUGCAACACUGGAUCGAAUCGUCGUCUUAUCAAUCCACCCAAAAGAAUGCUGGCUCUGCAGCGGAUUGCUCGGACUCGCCCCUCGGCCACGUCGCUGUUCCCAUCCCGAGGUGUGUCGAUAAUCCCGUCCGCGCAUUCGUCAUCGCCGUUCUCGUCGGUUGCUUUGCGAUUCGACGAACGUCUGGGCCCGCAGGAUCGAAGGAUUCCGCACGAUCGUGCCCGUCCUUCUCCCCGGUGCGUAUCCUCGCUUUCGCCGUCCCCCGUGCCGACGUCGCUGCCACCACUCCCGGGCAAGGUACUGAUUGCCAACCGGGGGGAGAUUGCAUGCCGUGUCAUUCGAACCUGUCGUCUCCUAGACAUCCCUACGGUGGCCCUGUACAGCCUUGCCGACGGCCCCGAGUCCUUGCACGCGAAAAGCGCCGACGAGGCCUACCAGAUUGGGUUUGGGAGCUCUCCGAGCGAGAGCUACCUGCUCCAGGAAGAGGUCUUGGAGAUUGCACUCCGAUCGGGCGCGGAGGCCAUCCACCCGGGCUAUGGCGUGAGUCUUCUUUCAGUUGUGUGCAGAAUUGUCAAACUUCAAAGUGCGUCUUUCUCGUUUCUCCAAUCGACAGGUCACACCAACCGCGGUCUUACUGAUUGGUUUUGUUCCCGUUUCACUCGUUGAUCUCCGCCCCCGUCUAGUUUUUGAGCGAAAAUGCUGAAUUUUGCCAGCGGGUCCAAACCGAAACAAAUGGCGGCGUGAAAUUUGUUGGGCCCCCGCACUCGGCCAUUACUGCCAUGGGAUCCAAGUCAAAAUCAAAAGCGAUAAUGGAAAAGGCGGGUGUCACGACGGUUCCCGGUUUUUAUGGAGAUAGCGACGAGGAGCAAGAACCAUUGCACCUACUGGAACGGGCAGUCCAAGACGUGGGAUUCCCUCUCUUGAUAAAGGCUGUCAUGGGAGGCGGCGGUAAGGGGAUGCGAUUGGUGUGGUCGGAAUCGGAAUUCCUCGAAAAACUCGAGGCGUGCAAAAGGGAAUCCCUGAAUGCCUUUGGAGAUUCGAGGGUUUUACUGGAGCGAUACUUGCUGCAACCCCGGCAUGUCGAGGUUCAAGUGGUUGCAGAUGAUUACGGAAAUGUGGUGAGUUUGCACGAGCGGGAUUGCAGUCUUCAGAGACGGCAUCAAAAAAUUAUAGAGGAAGCCCCUGCCUCGGAUCUCUCUGAAAACUUACGCCAGCGACUGGGUGAAAUGGGUUGCCGGGCUGCCAAGGCCGUUGGCUAUGUGAAUGCCGGCACGGUCGAGUUCCUUUUGGAAUCCAACAAAACGAAAGAAGAUCCAGAAUUCUACUUUUGCGAAAUGAACACGCGCCUUCAGGUAGAACACCCCAUCACCGAGCUCAUCACCGGAAUCGAUUUGGUGGAGUGGCAACUCCGGAUUGCUGCUGGAGAAUCCCUUCCGAUCACGGAUCCGGCCGCCAUACCCUGCCGGGGCCACGCCUUCGAGGCGCGCAUCUACGCCGAAAAUCCGGGCACCGGAAACUUCUUGCCAACCGCCGGAACGGUCUGGCACCACAAGCCACCGGCACCUCCAAACGCGGUAGGCGUUGGGGAGGAUAACUUGCGGGCCUCGAAUGGGGUUCGGGUCGAUACCGGGAUCCAGGCCGGCCAGGAGGUCGGCGUGGAUUACGAUCCGAUGAUCUGCAAGCUUGUUGUACACGAUGAGUCCCGCGAAAAGGCCCUCGAGAAACUGACCGAUGCCCUGAAGCGGUACCAGCUCUCGGGGGUUCCGACCAACAUUGAUUUUCUGAUUCGGUGUGCCGAGCACAGGACCUUUCGGAAAGCAGGAGCCACCAACACCGGUUUUUUGGACGACCACAUGGCCGAGAUCCUUCCACCGGUGGAAAAUGAACCCCCCGAGCUUGCCAUCGCCAUCGCUGUCUUCGCCUCCCUGCUGCAAUCAGAGGGACGGAUCGGCGUUUCUGAUUUUGAGGCGGAACGCCGGAUACAAACCUCGCCAUGGAACUCGCUCUCGGGCUCCUGGAGAAACGGGGGACAUUCUUGUCAAAAACUUGAAACGGCGGACGGGACCUCUGUAGAAACCACGGCUCUUCGGGACGGGUCGUUCGAAAUCCGCAUCACGAAGACCACGGAAGAGGAAAGCAAUGGCAACGGCACUUUGUUUCACAUCGGCGGCACGCUGUCUUCCGACCAGUACAUGCAAAUCGUCGUCGACGGGUCGAAGACGAUGGCGCUAACGGUAGCUCUCCGUGAGAUGGACGGGCAAUACCAGGUUUGUAUGUGGCCACAAUCCCUUUUGCUGCGAAACGAGGGCCACUAUUUCUGGGAGGUUUCCGUCCCCAAUCCACGGAUUCCGACCAUGGCACAAAACGAGACUGGUUUCUCGUCGGGGCAGGGAGUGGUCUCCGCUCCGAUGCCAGGAAAGAUAUCAAAAAUAAACGCUUCCGUUGGGGAUAUGGUCCGGGAGGGAGAUGUUCUUUUGGUUAUGGAAGCCAUGAAGAUGGAGCACACGGUGCCAUCGCCACAAAGCGGUAUUGUUUCCAGCAUUCCGUUCCAGGUGGGUGAUGUGGUGGGAGACGGAACAGUGCUUGCUGUCGUCGGGUCCGAAGAAAUGAAAGAUGAAGCAGAAGCCGUCUAGCUGGCGCACAAUGGAUGAUACAAGUCUAUUGUGCAUUGAGGGACCGUGUGAACGAAUCAUAGCAACAACACUAUCUAGAUGAUCAAAAUUAGAUUAGAGCUUCCAAGAUGGUGAUAAUAGUAAUGCAAUACGAAAUGAAAAUCAAGAGCUCAG
Pseudo-nitzschia multistriata is the source of this 2862-nucleotide messenger RNA. Lineage: Eukaryota; Bacillariophyta; Bacillariophyceae; Bacillariales; Bacillariaceae. The record is from the annotation of a GenBank genome assembly.